AUGGGCCGCGGUUUCAGGACCAAAUAUCCCAAUGUCAAACAUAAGGAUUUUGUCACUCAUACUAUCUUGACGAAAAGUUCAUCUCCUCCGACCACUCUGACUUCUCAGCAUCCCUCAGCUAUACUUUCGGGCAAGGAGCCCCGUUCAUUUAAAGAGGCCAUGCGGGAUGCAGGUUGGAGGAAAUCAAUGCAAGAUGAGAUACGAGCCCUUGAAAAUAAUAGUACUUGGAACAUGGAAGAUCUACCUCCUGGUAAGAAGGCUCUGGGCAGUAAGUGGGUUUAUCGCAUUAAGUACAAGUCUGAUGGCAGUGUGGAACGACUCAAAUCAAGGCUAGUUGUUUUGGGUAAUCAUCAAAAGGAGGGCAUUGACUACAAUGAAACAUUUGCUCCAGUGGCCAAAAUGGUCACAGUCCGUGCCUUUCUUGCCAUUGCAGCUUCUAAACAUUGA
Amaranthus tricolor (Joseph's coat) is the source of this 447-nucleotide messenger RNA. RefSeq lists its product as uncharacterized. The record is from RefSeq and is a predicted model, not a curated record. The transcript has 2 exons. The coding region runs from base 1 to 447 and encodes 148 amino acids. NCBI's taxonomy places the organism in Eukaryota, Viridiplantae, Streptophyta, Magnoliopsida, Caryophyllales, Amaranthaceae.